AUGAAGCAUCUUUAUUUUCUUUCGCUGCUCUCUGCCUUACUUUUUGAUGUUGCUCUUUCGAAAUCGAUGAGAUUUAUGGUACUUCCUUUGAGAUUUCCAAAAUGUGAAGUGGAUCCGAACAAAACAGAAGGAUGCAAUAGAGAGAUGCGGGUGUUUGGACCAAACUAUCAAUACCGAUGCAAUUGUAAACAUGCCAGUUCUUGUGACUUUCAGAAUAAUGGUAUCUGCCAGAAUGACACCUGUUUGUGGGGAUUUGGUGGGCCCUACUGUCAACAAGUUGCUUACGAUGCAUCCCCCUUUAGAACUGAAUACAUAAGUCUGAAGAAUUAUCUGGAAACUAUCGGCACACGUAAAUAUGAUAAUCUCCGAAAAUUUAGAUAUUAUUCAAAUGAAAAGUGCAGAAUCAUCUUUCAUCAAAAUUUCAGGAUUAAUUACAUGAGCCUGAAUUGUCGGUGGAAAGAAAAUAUAACCAUUUAUUUUGGACCAAACAAGAUUUAUGAAAAUGAGUGUCGACACGAGGCUCAGUUUAAUGGCAGUGUAUCUAGCGAAAAUGCAAUUAUCGGGGUGACGUCACGUGUAUUUAUACAUUUGAGUGGAUGCAUGCCAUUAUGGUUCGGAAUAGAUUGUGAUAUGCAAUGCCAUUGUGCAAAUAAUGCUGAAUGUGACGUGUUGACCGGAGUUUGCCCACUGGGAUGUGAAAAUGGAUGGAGAGGUCACAAUUGUCAAGAAGUCAACUUUGAAAAUGUUGCUUUAAAUAAAAAAGCAAAGCAGAGUUCGACCCAGAAUAAAGGCUUAAUUUUUAAAAAUGGAACCUGUCAGACGGGUGAUAUUCUAUUUUCGGCCAAUUUAGCAGUCGAUGGCAACAUUAAUCAACAAGUGGAAAGAUUUUCGUGUAUGCAAACUCAAAAAGAGAUGAAUCCUUUCUGGGAAGUGGACCUUGGGAAAAAAUACAACAUCUCUCAAAUAAGAAUAUAUAAUAUGAAUUCCAUGAGAACAUUUUAUUUUGGAAGAAUUUCUGUUUUUGUUGAUGGUGAAAUUUGCAAUAAUAAUACGUUUAUAACACCGACGGCGCCCUCUGUUAUCGAUAUAAUGUGUACAAAUGCUUUGCCUGGGACGUCAGUUAAGAUCAUCCACAAUGGAUUUGCAAGUCUUCACUUUUGUGAAGUUGAAGUAUUGCAAUGCUUACCCGGCUACUGUGGUUACAGAUGUAGUUUCAACUGCUCGAAAUACCAAACUGAAAACGAUCACCAACUACCUGGACAGUACUAUGACAAUUCAAAUGAAUUGAACAACUCCAAAGCAGAGUUUUACAUAAUUCCUCUCGUCAUUGGAAUUUCCAUAUUAAUCGUGGCCAACGUAAUACAAGUGAUUUUCUGUCUCUUGAGGAAAAAGUCAAAAACUAAAACAGAUGCCAAAACCGAAGUCAAACCAAAACCAGCUGAAAUGAAAACGAAUUCAGUAAAAGACGUGGAAUAUAGGAACGUAAAUAAUGCAGAAAAUGAUGAGAAUUUAUAUGAUACUGCGUCGAUUGAUACCGCGGAGGGCGUUAUCACAAACAUACAUUGCGCCGAAGAAAACCUGUAUGAAAAUGAAUUUGAAAUUGGUCGAGGCACCAACCGCAGUAUUGAAGGCGUCUCUGCAGAGAUCGGCAGCGGACUUGAUAAAUAUUCUCCAACUGGCCAUCUGCAAAAACCAACGUGA
Acanthosepion pharaonis is the source of this 1701-nucleotide messenger RNA. NCBI's taxonomy places the organism in Eukaryota, Metazoa, Mollusca, Cephalopoda, Sepiida, Sepiidae. The record is from the annotation of a GenBank genome assembly.